UGUGAGCGCCGACCAGUUCUUGCAACCUUCCGAAGAUGGAGAAGAGCACGUCUUAGGUCUCGCGUGAACGUGGAUACUCUGUUCUUUUCUAGGUGUAGAAUUGCACGACCGCCUUUAUAUUGCUACGCUUCUCGGAGUUAACGUUCAGUUUUCAGUAUUUUAUCGUUUGUUUUAUUUCUCUUUUUUCACAGCCUCUGCGGAGUUGCAGCUCGAAUGUUAAUCGUAGUGCUAUGCACAUCCGGGCCACAAUGCCGUGACUCCAUUACUCCUCAUUCACUGUAAAACUAAGGAGUCGGGUUAAAGGGUGGUAUAUUUUUAUGAAGCUUUAUGUUUUGUAAAUAUUUUUUAUAAAUUUGCGUCAAGCUGGAACACAAAGGGACAUGUCUAAUCAAGGGGUGAGGAGAAAUGGCCCAGUGAAACUGCGGUUGACAGUCCUGUGUGCGAAGAACCUGUCAAAGAAAGACUUCUUCCGCCUACCUGACCCGUUCGCCAAGGUCGUCGUUGACGGAUCCGGGCAAUGCCACUCAACAGACACCGUCAGGAACACGCUUGACCCCAAGUGGAACCAACAUUACGACCUGUAUAUCGGGAAAUCGGACUCCAUCACCAUCAGUGUGUGGAACCAUAAGAAGAUCCAUAAGAAGCAGGGCGCAGGUUUCCUGGGAUGCGUGAGACUCCUGUCCAACGCCAUCAACCGCCUCAAAGACACUGGUUAUCACAGACUUGACCUCAACAAGCUGGGCCCCAAUGACAAUGAAACUGUGAGGGGCCAGAUUGUGGUGAGCCUGCAGUCUCGCGACCGCAUCGGCACUGGAGGGCCCGUGGUGGACUGCAGCCGGCUGUUCGACAACGACUUACCUGACGGCUGGGAGGAGAGGAGAACCGUGUCUGGCCGGAUCCAGUACCUCAACCACAUCACGCGCACCACUCAGUGGGAGAGACCCACCAGGCCUGCGUCGGAAUACUCUAGCCCCGGCCGGCCCAGCAGCUGCCUGGUGGACGAGAACACGCCCGUCCUGGAAACGAAUGGCGCGUCGAGCGGGCAGCAACUGCCGGGCGACCCUCGUGCGCAGGAGCGCCGCGUCCGCUCCCAGAGGCACCGCAACUACAUGAGCCGCACCCACCUGCACUCCACCCCCGACCUGCCUGAGGGCUACGAGCAGAGGACCACACAGCAGGGCCAGGUCUAUUUCCUCCACACGCAGACUGGCGUCAGCACGUGGCAUGACCCCAGAGUACCCAGGGACCUGAGCAAUGUGAACUGUGAGGAGCUGGGUCCUCUGCCGCCGGGCUGGGAGAUUCGCAACACCGCCACGGGCCGCGUCUACUUCGUGGACCACAACAACCGCACCACGCAGUUCACCGACCCACGCCUCUCCGCCAACCUCCACCUGGUCCUCAACAGUCCAAGCCCCAAUGGUUCACGUGUUGGGAUGGAGAGCCAGAACUCUAACCUCAGGGCCUCCGACGACUGCAGGCUGCAGGGCUCAGCCCUCACGUCAGACGAGAAGGGAAACCCUCGCCCGCCCCAGCUGAAGGAGCAGGCGCCUCCGCAGCAGGUGCUGUCCCCGGCGACUCUGCCCGAGGACCCCGAGUGCCUGACGGUGCCCAAGUACAAGCGGGACCUGGUGCAGAAGCUCAAGAUCCUGCGGCAGGAGCUCUCGCAGCAGCAGCCCCAGGCCGGACACUGCCGCAUCGAGGUGUCCCGCGAGGAGAUCUUUGAGGAGUCGUACCGGCAGGUGAUGAAGAUGAGGCCGAAGGACCUGUGGAAGAGACUGAUGGUGAAGUUCAGAGGAGAGGAGGGGCUGGACUACGGCGGGGUGGCCAGGGAGUGGUUGUAUCUUUUAUCUCAUGAGAUGCUGAACCCAUACUAUGGCCUGUUCCAGUACUCCAGAGAUGACAUCUACACGCUGCAGAUCAACCCUGACUCGGCUGUCAACCCAGAGCACCUGUCCUACUUCCACUUUGUGGGGCGGAUCAUGGGCAUGGCGGUGUUCCACGGCCACUACAUUGACGGCGGCUUCACGCUGCCCUUCUACAAGCAGCUGCUGGGCAAGCCUAUCACCCUGGACGACAUGGAGUCCGUGGACCCCGACCUGCACAAGAGCCUCGUCUGGAUCCUGGACAAUGACAUCACAGGCGUACUGGACCACACCUUCUGCGUGGAGCACAACGCCUACGGCGAGAUCAUCCAGCACGAGCUCAAGCCCAACGGCAAGAGCGUCCCCGUCACCGAGGAUACCAAGAAGGAGUACGUCAGGCUGUACGUCAACUGGAGAUUCCUGCACGGCAUUGAGGCUCAGUUCCUGGCAUUACAGAAGGGCUUCAACGAGGUCAUUCCACAGCACCUGCUCAAGGCCUUUGAUGAGAAAGAGCUGGAGCUGAUUGUGUGUGGUCUGGGGAAGAUCGACAUCAACGACUGGAAGUCGCACACGCGGCUCAAGCACUGCACACCGGACAGCAACGUGGUCAAGUGGUUCUGGAAGGCCGUGGAGUCGUUUGACGAGGAGCGACGCGCGCGCCUGCUGCAGUUUGUCACCGGCUCCUCCAGAGUGCCUCUGCAGGGCUUCAAGGCACUACAAGGGGCUGCAGGACCAAGGCAGUUCACCAUCCAUCAGAUUGAUGCGAACACCAACAACCUGCCCAAGGCCCAUACCUGCUUCAACCGCAUCGACAUUCCCCCGUACGAGCACUAUGACAAGCUGUACGACAAGCUGCUGACGGCCAUCGAGGAGACGUGCGGCUUCGCCGUGGAGUGACUGAGCGGGCAGACGAGAGCGACACACACAAACAGGCAGACAGACAGACCGAUGGACAGGCAGGGCGAGGCGGCGGUGGUGGAGGAGAGAGAUGGACAGAGAGGGCAGUCUGGUUCUCGGAGUGACCCCUUCCACAGAGCUAGCAGCCCCCUCAGCCAUCCCCUGGAACAACUGCCCCCGCCGGGAGCCUCUCCCGCAGCAGUGGCCACCUCCCAGACGAGAGGACCGGCAGGCUCGCCACACAAGAACACUCUCGCCUAUUCACCCACCUGUUUUUAUCUUUUAUUAUUAUUUUUAUUUUUAUUAGUUUUGUUUUGUUUUGUUUGUUUGUGUGUGAAUGGGAGUGUUUGCUCUGUUCUUCCUAUAUUUAGAUGAUGUUUUCUGUUUAUUUUAUUUUUAUUUUUAAAUGUCUUAGCUGCUAAGGACUUGAUUUUAUUUCUGAACCUUGAAAACCUGCAAGAAUCACAUUUUCUUUUUGUACGCUUUUUUUCUGUUGGUUUUGUCUUUGGUCUGUGCUGGAUAAUUGAAAUAUUUUAGUGGGAAUAUUUUUAAGGGAA
This is a messenger RNA of Alosa alosa (allis shad), 3316 nucleotides long. RefSeq names its product E3 ubiquitin-protein ligase SMURF2-like. The record is from RefSeq and is a predicted model, not a curated record. Gene Ontology annotation, molecular function: protein binding; ubiquitin protein ligase activity. NCBI's taxonomy places the organism in Eukaryota, Metazoa, Chordata, Actinopteri, Clupeiformes, Clupeidae. Gene Ontology annotation, biological process: negative regulation of BMP signaling pathway; ubiquitin-dependent protein catabolic process. Bases 381 to 2759 code for a protein of 792 amino acids. The transcript is spliced from 21 exons.